AGAUAAACCCUUGAUCGGAAAGAAGAAGACGUACCGUAGAAGAAUAUAAACUGUGGUCAAUUGGUCGAACGAUUGGUGGUCAAUUGGUUUUGCCGUCCCGUAAAUGCGGAUGUGUGUUGUAUUAACAACGAUUAUUGUGCAAGUACCGAGUACUUGUCGAAACACGAAAUCUGAAGGUCGAUAAUCGUCCGUUGCUUCGGAGAGUGGUGUAAGUUAACGGUCCCUUGGUGCUUUCGUCAUGCUGUCAAAAUUGAUGAGGAAGACAGAGUUGACGGGAGAUGCUCACUGAUAUGGAGAUUGUCGAGAAUCCCCUGGUUCGCGGGCCACCUCUACUUGAAAGGCUUCCCGGAAGUUUUCGCACGAGGGACACGCGAAAAACUACGAGUCGUUGGGCAACGAUCGGCUGACCUGUCGGCUUCCUGAAAAUUUAACGUCGGUAUCAUCUGAUCCCCCAAUACUCAUUGCUCCUGUACCCGUCGUCUCGGUCCUCGGAGGAUACCGCAACACGUAUCGAGACCAGUGGUAUCCUCGCAGUACGAGGUCAACUAUUUCACGAUGGCCUCGACGUCCAAGACCUCGGCCCAUGUAUUAAUGAACAAAGGCAAACAUUUCACAGCUGCUUAUAUUUAUGCAGAAUGCAGCAAACCAACCCUUGACACUGGUGAUCCACAGCAUCUCAAUGAGUUGCUGGAUAUACUAUUGAAUCCUGGCAAAGCCAUUGAUGAUUGGGAUACCAUCGACUGGUGUAAGUGGUUGAUGGCUGGUGGACAUACACCAGAUGAAUUUGCUAAUACAGUGAGGAUGUACGAUAAUGCUACAACAUGUGGACUCGUUUGGACACCAAAUUUUGUGGCAUAUCGUUGUCGUACAUGCAGUAUAUCACCAUGUAUGUCUCUCUGCACGGAAUGCUUUAAGAAAGGCAAUCAUUUUCGCCAUGACUUUAAUAUGUUUCUUAGUCAAGCUGGAGGAGCAUGUGAUUGCGGUGAUCCAUUUGUUAUGAAGGAAGAAGGAUUCUGCGACAGACAUGGUCCAAAAGCUGCAGUUUGUAAAUCGGCUGCUCCUACAGAUUUGUUGUGUGUGGCAGAUGCAAUGAUGCCAAGAAUUAUCCUUCGUCUUAUCCAACAUUUACGUGAAAAUUGUAAACUACGUGGUCCAGACUAUAGAGAUGCCAUCAAAGAUGCAGAUGGAUAUUUAACUAUGCUCCUUGAUUUUAACAAAAUGGGUACAUUGAUGAGACAAGUCAUGACAUCAGCACUUACCAAUCCACAAAAAUAUAAAUGUUUCAUGGAUCCAUCUGUCUCAACUGGCCAGCCAGAAUACGAUCUUUAUUGUCAAGAUAGCAAUUACAUAUAUCAAAAUGCAGUAAAGUCUUUGCCAAACCCAGAACCUCCUUAUGAAUACAAAGAAUGUGCAUCGUUGCAAGAAUAUUUAGAGCAUACUACUUUCUUGGAAGAAUUAAUGUUUUGGACAGUUGUUUAUGAAUUUCCACAACAAUUAGUUUGUCUGUUGCUGAACAUGUUACCAGAUCCAGAUUAUAAGGAAGCACUCACUCGUGCAUUCGUGUUACAUUAUAGUAGAAUUUCGAUGAUGCUCGAACGCUCAUCAGAUCCUGAUACUUUAAGUAACAGAAUAGUCCACGUUAGUGUGCAGCUUUUCAGCAAUGAAAGUCUAGCAUUGAGAAUGGUCGAUCAACUGAAUUUAUUGCACGUAAUGGUUAUCAGUUUAAAGUACAUGAUGAGUAAAAUUCUGAUUCAGAAUACUUUACAUGAUCCAGAUAAAAAUUUUCAUUAUGUAGUAGACUGCGGACGACAAGUAAUGAAAGAACAUUGUUACUGGCCCUUGGUGUCAGAUUUGAAUAAUGUUCUUUCACAUAAGCCCGUUGCUGAUCGAUUUAUGAGUGACGAUACACUUUUGGAAAUGUGGUUUCAUUUCCUAUCUAUGUUUCAAGGAAUGAACGUAAAUCUGCGAGAAUGUCGUGGACACAUCGAAUUCGAACCGAAUACAUAUUAUGCAGCAUUCAGUGCUGAAUUGGAAGCCAGCGCAUAUCCAAUGUGGGCUUUGGUCUCUCAUUUGAGCGGACCUGAGAGUGCACCACUCAGUCGAAGAGUGCUCAGCUAUUGUCUCAUGGCACUACAAGAUUGGUUAGAUGCUGUUAAUUACACCCAUCCAAACGAUAGCGAUAGCUCACAGGUGUCGUUUCACCUUCCGCUACAUCGAUAUUUUGCAGUGUUUAUGUGUCAAGCGGUUCGUCAACAAGGAGCCGUACUUAAUAAUUUACUACCUCCUACUGACAUGUUACACCUUCUAAUGAUGCACCCUCUGCGUGUGCAGGUUGCUUUUUAUGAAAUCUGGAAUGGUUUAUGGGUUCGUAAUGGACUUCAAAUAAAAGGACAAGCGAUGACUUAUAUACAAUGCAAUUUUUGCAAUUCAAUGGUGGAUGCUGAUCUCUAUCUGCUGCAAGUGUGUGCAACCAAAUUGCAACCCGAUGUCUUUAUGAAAACUGUUAUUGAAAAGUUUCAUGUGAAGGAAUGGAUGAGUCUUUGUUUGUAUCAUACACGUCAAAAUGAAUAUAAAGAAGGAGAGAAAGAUACUCCUAUGUUAGAGAGCUGUUUAACAUUCUUAGCUACCUUAGUAAACAUUCGAACAAACUUAGGUUUACCAGAUACUGAAAUGUCAGGUUUAGAAAUGGUUACCUUGCUAUGUAUGGGAGACAAGACUCACAGUCAAUUAAUGGAGUUAAUGCCAGAGCGUUGUGGAACUACACAAAAUAGGGACUUUGAAUCUGUUUUGGCUGAUAUAGCACAAUACAAGGCUCCCAAUCUUGAAGCUAGUGGAAAUAUGCAACAGGGAAUGUAUGGUCCAAAACCACAUGUGUGGGAUGAAUUAUUUGAUCCUCUACAUGUUUUAUUAAGAGCAGUGCACAGGAAAGAUUUUCAGAUAUCAAUGGAUCGUUUCACUGAAUAUGUGAAGCAAUCUGGAAAACUGAAAAAUAGUGCUACACCAUGGCCACCAUUUAGACAUCCGGCUCCUGUAUCAUUUGAUUACGACGAUCCACGGCUUGUAUUACGUACUAGAGUUUUCCAUGCCACGAUUUUAAUAAUCCUUUACAAGACUGUAUAUGGUCAUAGCAUAUCAGAACACGUAAUGGCAUUGACUAUUUACCUAUUAGAAAUGGCAGUAAUUACAGCUGAAAUACCUGACAAAACUACGAAUCGUCUGUGUCACUAUACCAGUGAUGGAACAUCUCGUGUGAUAAAGGACAUGGAUCUGGAUAGUUUUUAUGCAACUGACAAUUUGUCUGAAAAUUUGAGGACUGUGGUACCACGAGUAAUGAACAUGCAAGAAUCAGAGUCAGAAAGUUCUGAAAGCGAACUAGAGUAUGAUGUUCAAGAUGAAAUGACUGAUGUUGCAGCUUCGCGUAUGUUAAAUGAUGGAGCAGAUGAAAGAUGCUUUGAAACUCGAAGUCUACCAUCACCACCUUCUUUACCAGCCUUACCAGCAACAGAUGCCCAAGUUCAUAUGACUAUUGUACCUGAAGAUGGAAUUGUUGCUAUAUCAGAUGUUAACAAUGAAGAUGAUAUAAUACCUCCGCAAAGAGCUUUGCCAUCAUCCAUUGAAGGGUCCAUGACCCUUGCCCUUGAACCACCUCCUUCACCAAACAAUAUGGUCGGUGGUCGACCAGCAUUGCCACCAGCACCUCAACGUCCCGCUGUUAUGGCUGGUAAUGAAAUAAGAAUUUAUACAUCUCCUGGUAUGACUGUCGAAAUUGUUCCAUCAACAUCAAAUUCUCAUAAGCAUGUGCAACGAAGAGAACCUUUGAGAGGACAACCGAAAGCAGUAAAAAUAGGAGAAAGCAUAAUUUCUUUAUUAUUAAAAUUACACUCACAAUUAUCGGGUGUACCGGAUAGUUACAGUCUCGAGCAGUGUACAAUGUCCGAUAACGAAGCUAGUAGUAGUUCAGCAACCUCACCAAAGGAGUCAAGGAUCGGUGAUGGACCGUUCUUCAUCUCACAGCUACUUAAUAAAAUAGCGAACUUAGAUCCUAUGUGCAAGGAGGCUAUUAUUGAAACUAAAAACAAGUUAUGGCCGCUUACGCAGGCUUGUGAGGAUGAACAAAGGGAGAAAGAACGCCGCGAAAAAGAAGAAAGACGAAGGAGAGCAAAGGAGAGGCAACAGAAGGUGAUGGCCGAAUUUGCCAACAAACAAAAGCAGUUCAUGGAGAAGGCACUGAAAACAGACGAAGGAGAUGGAAUAUUUAGUAUGGAUGGAAUCGAAGAGGACAAUGCAAACAAAUUGACGAAUAAAAAAGAAUACGAUUGUGUAAUUUGUAAUCAAACUACUCCCACCAGCGAGGAUGCGCCAAUGGGCCUCAUUGUAUUAAUUCAGUCGACAAGCGUUCUCAGUCAUGCACGGCGGCAAUCAGAACGACCAGUUUUACGCACUUCAGAUGACGAUCCGCCUACAGAACAUGGUGAUACUCGUAGCGAACAUUGGGCCCGUAGAAUGGACGACAUAAACCACCUUUUCGCUUUUAACACAUGGGUGUUGACUGUCGAUUGGUGCAAGGAUGACGGUGUCCAUGUUCAGACGUGCGGCCAUCAUUUACAUCUGGACUGCUUAAAGUCGUAUUUACAGUCUCUUCGUAAUCAUCAAAGACAACAGAAUAUUGCUGUAGAAAGAGGCGAAUAUCUGUGUCCGCUUUGCAGGCAAUUAGCUAAUUCUGUCCUUCCACUUUCCCCGCAAUUGGGAGAGUGUGCAGCAGUGGUGCAGUCACAUCACGCAUCGACUGCUACAAUACUCUUAGAGUUAAAUAAUCUGUUGAAAGAAGUACAACAAAAUCCUCUUCGGUCGAAUUUGUCUGUAGCAAUGGUAAAAUCCAUGGACGACAUGACGAACUGCUCAAGCAACAAGGAUGGACAUUUCUCUUCUUUAUCUCCUAGUCACCAAAACUUGUUCUUUUUCGUAACUUCUAUAGCUCGGACUAACUUCGAAAUUGAACUUAUCCAACGCGGUGGAUCAUUAUGCGUUCAAUCACCUACUACAAUACCUCAAACACCAAAACGUGACUGCAUUGUUGCACUUCUUCAUGUUCUGGCGAUGCAUGCAAGAGUAUUGACGUCGUGGCCAGUGCAUCCCAUUUGGCAGCAACUGGCUGGAAUACCUGCCGAACCAGUAGCUUCACUUGCCGUGAGGCCACACGAGAGAGAAGUUCCAUUGCUUCUCUUUCAUCCAACUGCUCUCCUAAUACAAUUCAUAUUGUUACUUCCUCUCCACUUAGAUCAGACGUACUUCUCUACUGUAGUAAAAGUUCUCUACAACUUGUUGUACUACCAAGUGGUACUUCAAAUCAGUUGUGGCCUCUCGCCAGCGGGAAGAAACGCGAUUUUAAGGAGAGACCAGACCUUGGACCGUAAUUCCACGUCUUUAGAGAAUAUACUGUACAGAGUCAUCGAAUACUUUAAUGGUACUUUAUUGUAUGGUUCAGACCACGUGCACAAACCAUUGACACCAGCAUGCGUUAGGGUGAACAUGCAUAAGAUUGAACAACAGAUACAAUCGCUGUGCUUACCAUUCUUGCGAGUAGCAGCACUGCUUCGCUACCAUUUAUAUGAACAACCCUUACCCCUAGUUAGUACACCAGAGACUGAGUUCGUGAGAUUAGUUUAUUAUUUGGAAUUAGUAUCGGAGGGUAUGGAUUGGAAUAUAUUCAAUUCGACGGUAGCUUUGAACUGGCAGAACAGUGAGGCUAGUGUUGCGGUGCCCCGACAAUGGUGUGAUCAGUGCCUCGAGAUUGUAAAUCGAAACUUCAUCGCGAGAUGCCUGAUAAUGGAGCAACACAUAUCGUGGCAAACACCCAAGUUACUCAGUCUUCCAAGGGAAUAUGAAAAGUUGUUUUCGUAUUACCAUGAACGACAAUGUUGGCAGUGUAACUCGGUUCCACGAGAGAUUAGUAUUUGCCUGAUAUGUGGCACAAUUGUUUGUUUGAAACAAAGCUGCUGUAAGCAGAAGAACGUCUGUGAAGCUGUCCAACAUUCAGUCCAAUGUGGAACUGGUACUGGAAUAUAUUUGGUGGUCACGUCAACUUAUAUUGUUGUGAUAAGAGGUCGGCGUGCUUGUUUGUGGGGAUCUUUGUAUCUUGACGACUUCGAAGAGGAAGAUAAAGAUCUAAAACGGGGGAAACCUUUGUAUCUGAGUCAAGAUAGAUACCAAUUGUUGGAACAGCAAUGGUUGACGCAUAGGUUCGAUCACACGAAAAAAGCAUGGGUAUGGCAUCGCGAUGCGCUGUGACCUUUCUUACGCGUCCCAAGGCGCUAAUUUUCUUCAACGGGUUGAAGAACUUCAACUGGUUUUCUCCCAUACAAUGCUUUGCCAAGAAAUAACAGCGCUUUAAGAAUUAACGGAUAGCUCGAAUACUGUACGGAUAUUAUAUUUAUUAUGAUGCAAGUAAGUAGAUAUAAUAAUUGAAUGAAAGUAUUAUAAA
Megalopta genalis is the source of this 6481-nucleotide messenger RNA. It is a transcript of the gene Ubr3, whose product is annotated as Ubr3 ubiquitin ligase. The record is from RefSeq and is a predicted model, not a curated record. Gene Ontology annotation, molecular function: ubiquitin protein ligase activity; zinc ion binding. NCBI's taxonomy places the organism in Eukaryota, Metazoa, Arthropoda, Insecta, Hymenoptera, Halictidae. Gene Ontology annotation, biological process: protein ubiquitination; ubiquitin-dependent protein catabolic process via the N-end rule pathway. Gene Ontology annotation, cellular component: ubiquitin ligase complex; cytoplasm.